UCUUGCUUCGUUUUAUUAUAGCUCUGAGUCUGUAGAGUUAGAGUAUAGAAAAAUGGCCAGGACCAAGCAGACCGCUCGCAAGUCUACUGGAGGGAAAGCUCCCCGAAAGCAGCUGGCAACCAAAGCCGCCCGGAAGAGCGCUCCAGCUACCGGCGGUGUGAAGAAGCCUCACCGUUACCGUCCAGGGACCGUUGCCCUUCGAGAGAUCCGCCGCUACCAGAAGUCAACAGAGCUGCUGAUCCGCAAGCUGCCCUUCCAGCGGCUGGUGCGGGAGAUCGCCCAGGACUUCAAGACCGACCUGCGUUUCCAGAGUUCCGCCGUCAUGGCCCUACAAGAGGCCAGCGAGGCUUAUCUGGUGGGGCUUUUCGAGGACACCAACCUGUGCGCCAUCCACGCAAAGAGGGUGACCAUCAUGCCCAAAGACAUCCAGCUGGCCCGCAGGAUCCGAGGGGAGAGGGCAUAGAUACUCGGCACUC
Messenger RNA from Pseudophryne corroboree (corroboree frog), 476 nucleotides. Its product is annotated as histone H3. Gene Ontology annotation, molecular function: DNA binding; structural constituent of chromatin; protein heterodimerization activity. The coding region runs from base 53 to 463 and encodes 136 amino acids. Gene Ontology annotation, cellular component: nucleosome. Lineage: Eukaryota; Metazoa; Chordata; Amphibia; Anura; Myobatrachidae. The transcript has a single exon. The record is from RefSeq and is a predicted model, not a curated record.